Molecule: messenger RNA, 681 nt
Organism: Ilex paraguariensis (yerba mate)
Lineage: Eukaryota; Viridiplantae; Streptophyta; Magnoliopsida; Aquifoliales; Aquifoliaceae
Source: the annotation of a GenBank genome assembly
AUGGGGACUUUGUCUCUGGCAGCAGGAGGAUGGGUUUCGAACCUUAUUGUGUAUCUGAUAGGGGAAUACAAUGUGAAGAGCAUCGAGGCUGCUAAAAUUUUUAAUAUUUUUAAUGGCUUCAUCACUAUCUUUCCGAUCAUCGGAGCAAUCAUCGCCGACUCCUAUCUAGGCUGUUUCUCCGUCAUAUGGAUCUCAUCCCUUAUCUCUUUACUGGGUAUGGUACUCUUAGUCCUAACUGCAGGACUUGAACCUUUGAGGCCUUCCAAAUCUUUAGGAGUGGGGGGUACACGCUUCACACUAGCAACAAUGGGAGCAGAUCAAUUCGAUAAGCCAAAGCACCGAGGCAUUUUCUUCAACUGGUAUCUUGUUGCCCUGUACAUACCCUCUGUCAUAAGCUCCACGGCCAUCGUCUACGUUCAAGACAAUGUGAGCUGGGCGUCGGGGUUCGGGAUUUGUGUUGCAGUCAAUGUACUGGGAUUAGCCAUUUUCUUGUUUGGGAGUCGUUUUUAUCGAUAUGUUAGGCCACAAGGGAGCCCACUCAUGGGUUUGGUUCGUGUUGUAGUUGCAGCUGUGAACAAAAGGAAAGUAAAGCUCUCAAUGAAAGGUGAAGACUAUUACCAACAGUUGCAUGAUGGGGCCAGUACAGUGAUGGCUGCAACACCUACACAAUUCUUCAAGUAA